CUCCCUAUUGGAGAAGGGAGUGUGAUCUUUUAUUUUAUUUUAUUAUAACCGUGUGUGAUCUCACUGCAUGCCAAAUUGUACCCUCACCAGAUCUUCCCUUCAUUGAAUAUGCUAAACCCUUGUUUUGCUUAUUAUACAACCCCCACCUCCUUAAUUUUGUCUAACCCUCCACAUCCAUACUCGCUUUUCCUGAUUUUGGAUGCCAGAUUCUCGGAUAAAUAGCAGGAGGGUCUCCUGUGGCUUUAUGGGUGCUCCUCAUUCCUCUGACUUUUCGACCCAGAUAAGUUGCUAUGCUGUUUUCUUGAUGAACCCAGUUGUUCUUUAUGUAAUUGCAGUUCUCUAGGUUAUGGUAUUGGGUUUGUUUAAUUUGGUGGAUUUGGGUAAUCUACUUGUGGGUUCUCUCCGUCUUUGAUGAUUGUGCUUUUGUGUAUGUAAUCUGGAUUUGUAUGGAAAGCUGUGCUGCUUAAAUUGGGUUUUGGGUGAUUUUGAUUUGGUUGUUUCGAAGUUGAAGUUUUGUAUUAGAAGUCUAUGGAAAAUGGAUUCCAUGGAUUAACAAGUGCUGAUUCAAUUAUGGAUUUUUAGGGAAACAGUUUCAUUAUAAGAAUUUGGAGAGAAGAUCUUUGUUGAGUGAAAAUUUACUGUUGGACUAGGGUUUCUGAUCGAUUUUGGUUCGAGGGUCGAAUCUGUAUUACUGUUUAAAGCUAGAAAUGGAAGGAAAUUUAUCGUCUGGGAACAUGAUUCCGGGUGGUGGUUCUUACGGGUCUCUUGAUUUGCAAGGGUCUAUGCGAGUUCAUCAUCAUCAACAACAGCGUCAUCAUCACUCUCUUCCUAGGCAAGGAUUGAUGGUUCACCCAUCUAUUCACGAGAAUUUUCCCCUCACCAUGGGAAGUGUGCAAGAAAAUGACCAGGCCAUCUCAUUGUCAGAUUUCCCUAAAGGAGGAGGAGAGAGAGGAAAGAAUUCUGCAAGUGACGAGGAUGAACCCAGCUUUACAGAAGAUUUAGCUGAUGGUCACAAUGAUGCGAAUAGAGGUAAGAAGGGGAUGCCAUGGCAGCGUGUGAAGUGGACAGAUAAAAUGGUGAGGCUUUUGAUUACUGCUGUCUCUUACAUAGGUGAGGAUACAGCUGCUGAAUAUGGUAGUGGGUCGAGGAGAAAAUAUGCGCAUUUGCAGAAAAAAGGUAAGUGGAAAUCUGUUUCAAAGGUCAUGGCUGAACGGGGACAUUGUGUUUCCCCUCAGCAGUGUGAAGAUAAAUUUAAUGACCUGAACAAAAGGUACAAGAGACUUAAUGAGAUCCUUGGGAGGGGUACUUCUUGCCAAGUUGUUGAAAGGCCCGAACUUUUGGACAUGAUGGAUCAUUUAAAGGAGAAAGAAAAGGAGGAGGUUAGGAAAAUUCUGAGCUCAAAGCAGUUGUUUUACGAAGAGAUGUGCUCUUACCAUAAUGCAAACCGUUUGCACCUCCCCCAUGAUCCUGAAUUGCAGCGUUCCCUAAGGUUGGCUCUCAGAAGUAGAGAUGAUCAUGAGAACAAUGAUGGGAGGAGGCACCCACAUGAUGAUCUUGAUGAGGAUGAUCAAGAUGCAGAAAUGGACGAUCGUGAUGAAUGUGAGGAAACUCAUGCUUUGCAUGGGGACCGCAGAGGAGCAUUGGUAAUGUAUGGGGCUGAUGGGUCUACAAAGAGAAUGAAACAGUCUCAGGGUAAUGACGAUAUUGGUUUAGGGAGUUCCUUCAUUUCUUUAGACUGUAACAAGAGUUUUAGUUCCCACACACAAAAUGCUCAAGGAGAUAUGAAUCCAGUCUUACCUGAGGGUGAGAAAGGGAGCCCGUUGCCCGAGCAGUGGAUGAAACAUCGGUCGCUGCAGUUAGAAGAGCAGAAGAUACAAUUUCAGGUGCAGAUGUUGGAAUUGGAGAAAGAGAGGUUCAAGUGGCAGAGGUUUUGCAGGAAAAGAGACAGGGAGUUGGAAAUGAUGAGGAUGGAGAAUGAGAGGAUGAGACUUGAGAAUGAGCGUAUGACAUUGGAGUUGAAGCAGAAAGAGAUGGCUCUGACAGGGACUAAUUAAACUAGUUUUACUAGCAAUUGCUGCGUGUGUGCAACAGAAGUUCUAUCUGUGUUUGAUAUUUCUCUUGAUGGAAUAUGGCAGGAUUCUUGUUGCUGACCAUUAUCACUGGGACAAACUAAGGCUGCUUUUGAGCGUAAACAAUGCAAAUGAGCACAAACAUAACAUGUGUGGUUAAGGUAAUGCGUGUGGUUUUUCAUACCCGGUACCUAUGUUCAACUGUCAGAACAGCAGUCCAUGUUUAAUUGGACGUGACGUGUUAUUGCUGACUAUUGAAUCAACUGUAAAGUCUUUUUUACCCUCUUUUUUCAUACAUUGAUGAUUUCGCGUCAUGAGAAUUUGAUUUACAUGAUAUGGAACAAGGAAACUCUAUUAUAUCAGCAUGACUUAGACCUUGGGACUUGGGAGGGUUGAAUCUU
Messenger RNA from Rhododendron vialii, 2470 nucleotides. RefSeq lists its product as uncharacterized. The transcript is spliced from 2 exons. Bases 708 to 2054 code for a protein of 448 amino acids. Lineage: Eukaryota; Viridiplantae; Streptophyta; Magnoliopsida; Ericales; Ericaceae. The record is from RefSeq and is a predicted model, not a curated record.